This is a messenger RNA of Medicago truncatula (barrel medic), 1876 nucleotides long. Its product is annotated as UDP-glucose flavonoid 3-O-glucosyltransferase 7. The record is from RefSeq and is a predicted model, not a curated record. Lineage: Eukaryota; Viridiplantae; Streptophyta; Magnoliopsida; Fabales; Fabaceae. The transcript has a single exon. The coding region runs from base 1 to 1461 and encodes 486 amino acids. Gene Ontology annotation, molecular function: UDP-glucosyltransferase activity.
AUGAACUUGUUUGCAAAGGCAGAAGACAGUGUCUCAUCCACAACAAUGGACAAACCACUCAAACUUUACUUCAUUCCAUAUCUAGCAGCAGGUCACAUGAUCCCUCUUUGUGACAUUGCCUCUCUCUUUGCUUCACGUGGCCACUUUGUUAAAAUCAUCACCACUCCUUCAAACGCUCAAAUCCUACCCAAAUCCAACAACUUCAACGUUCACACCUUUCAAUUCCCUUCCCAAGAAGUUGGCCUCCCGGACGGCAUUGAAAACCUGUCCUCUGUCACAGACCUUGACAGCUCCAACAGAAUCUUUCAGGCCACUACACUGCUCCGCGAACACAUUGAGAAUUUCGUGGAACAGGAACCACCUGAUUGCAUCGUAGCGGAUUUUUUAUUCCCUUGGGUGGAUGAGCUGGCAAACAAGCUUCACAUUCCGAGAUUUGCCUUCAACGGUUUCUCACUAUUUACCAUAUGUGCCAUGGAAUCCCUUAAAUCACAACCUCUCCCUGAGGAUGCUUCUGGUUCUUUUGUUAUUCCGAAUUUUCCUUACGAUAUCAUCAUUAAUUCAAAACCACCUGCGGAGUCAAAAUCAUUCAUUGAUCCGCUACUCACUAUAGCCCUUAAAAGCCAUGGUUUCAUCAUCAACAGCUUUGUAGAGCUCGAUGGAGAAGAGUGUGUUGAGUAUUAUGAGAGAACCAUCGGUCACAAGGCUUGGCUUCUUGGCCCAGCAUCUCUUGUUCGCAAAACCACUCAAGAGAAAGCAAAUAGGGGAGAAAAGAGCACGUUGAGUGUGCAAAAGUUCUUAACUUGGCUCAACUCAAAGCGAGAUAACUCAGUACUCUACAUAUGCUUUGGAACCUUUUGCUAUUUCCCUGAUAAACAAUUGUAUGAGAUUGCAAGUGCACUAGAAGAAUUAAAUUGUGAAUUCAUAUGGGUUGUCCCAGAGAAAAAGGGGAAAGAGAAUGAGAGUGAAGCGGAGAAGGAAAAAUGGCUCCCUAAAGGAUUUGAAGAGAGGACUAAGGGGAUGAUUGUAAGGGGCUGGAGCCCACAAGUGGUUAUCUUGGGCCACUCCGCUAUAGGUGCAUUUUUGACACAUUGUGGGUGGAACUCUAUAACCGAGGCUGUUAGUGCAGGAAUUCCAAUGAUCACAUGGCCAGUACAUAGUGAUCAAUUCUAUAACGAAACGUUGAUAACUCAGGUGCAUGGGAUUGGAGUGGAAGUCGGUGCAGAUGAGUGGCUUACCAUUGCUUUUCGGGACAUGGAAAAGCUAAUAGGGAGAGAUCGUAUAAAGAAGGCUUUAAGGAGGUUGAUGGACAGUGGUGAUGAAGCCAUUCAAAUAAGACGUAGAGCUCAAGAGAUUGCAAAAAUAGCUAAACAUGUUGUUCAAGAAGGUGGCUCAUCCCAUGAUAAUUUGACGGCUUUGAUUGAUGAGCUUAAGCAAUUAAGAGACAAUAAGGGACUUAAUUAAUAAUGAUGUCAUCAAACCGAAUUAUAAUUGUGAUAGUAUAAUUAAUUGUUCAUUAUUCGACAAAAAAAUUGUGUAUUUAUUUAUUGGAAAUUCUACUUCAAGCGACAAACGGUAACACAAAGUUAUCACAAGAUAAUAUAUAAUUGUCAUUAGUUGAAUUAGAUCGUUUUUCUUGAAUUAGUGAUAUAUGAACAACCUAAAAAGGUUGUCAAGUAUCCACACCGUAGCAUUAUAAAGCAAAUUACAGCAUGCACGCAAACCAAGGCAAGGAAAGAAACAAAUAAAAAAAAAAUGAAAAAGUGGGUGCAAAAUACUAUUAUACGGUGUGGGACAACUUAUAUGUUGUCAAAAUAACAUUCCUCCUUUCAUUUUGCCUCUGUUCAAAUAUAAACCAAACAGAAAAGUACAUGUUUCG